Bactrocera oleae (olive fruit fly) is the source of this 5518-nucleotide messenger RNA. Lineage: Eukaryota; Metazoa; Arthropoda; Insecta; Diptera; Tephritidae. The record is from RefSeq and is a predicted model, not a curated record.
CUGUAUAAAAAUUGUAAUAGAGUUGUGUGUACACCUGUUCUGUCAUAAUUUUUUGAGGGUGUUUACGCGUAUUCUUCUUCAUACAAUCAGAGAGAUUUUUCAACGCAGAGAACGAAAAUUGUAGAAAGGAAAAAAUGAAAUUCGAUUGAAAAAUUAUAAAAAUGCACGUAUAAUAUGAGUGAAAAUGUUUUGUCUAAUAGAAAUUAUUUAGUGUACAUUUUAAAUAUUUUUUGUUAUAAUGUGAAAAAUACGUAAUGAGAAAAUUAUUACCAAUUGCCGUCGUGGUUUGAGCUUCGUUCGCUUCUUCUUCGUUGUCUACGUCUGCUUUGUGCUAGAUAUUUUUAUUUCUAUCACUAGCUAAAUUUCCACCAAUUUUCCUUCAAUACUUCAAGCAAAAAACAGAGGAAAAGUCAUAUUUUAUAAACAUUAAAAAAGUUACGAGUGAAAUAGAUUUCUUAAAUGGGAAUGUUAUACAAAUGAAAAGAACUUGAGAUUGUGUGUUUUUGUUGUCGCGCUAUGAAGGAAGCUAAACAGUUUUCGCUGUGUUGGGUGGAACAGAUUGUUAAUUUCCAUUUCAUUAACAUAUCGGAGUAAAGACGAAUAUACAUUUGUAUUAAAUGUAGAGCCAACAGCUGCAUUCGCAGACAGCGAGUAAAGCAGCAAUAGCAGAGUGCGAAGGCAUUUCAACAGCAUUAAAAGAAGCAACGGGAUUACAGACAACAACUUGAUUUUAGGUUUUUAUCAUUAUGUUAAUUUAAAAGAAAGACGUCUUCUUGUGUAAAUAUUCAGCAGAUACCAUUCACAACUUUUUAUUUGCAUGUGCAUAAGGUAGUGGAUAUUUGUGAAGUAUUUGUUGUUUGGUGCAUUUUACGUCACCUCUAGGACGUGGUUCAUGAAAAACUAUUUAUCGCAAAUUGUUUUCCACUCCGCUUGAUUGCUGAUAAAAAUGGGCGCAACCGCUUCGACCAGCGGUUACCAAAUGCCAGCCACAAGCAGCAAUGGUGGAGGUAGUUCUGGCUUGUUGCUGCCUUCUUCAGCCGCAUUGACAGCCGGUGCUUCUGGCAGUGGUGGUGGUCCCGGUGGCAAUUCCUCGCUUAUGGGCGCAGCAGGCGUUGGUGUUCCCCACUUUCGGGAGCAGCGUCGUAAGCGAGUGACGGGUUUCGCAACGUUAAAACGGAAAUUCAUACGUCGGCGACGUUCUUCAAAAGCCUGUGAUCAUGCGCGUGUUUUGCGCGAUUUCGUAUCCGACUGGACCCCGUUGGAACUUGCAGCGUUAUGUGAAGAGUAUGAGGCAUUGGCUGCACUAAGAGAUCUAUCGGUACAAGCGGAACUGGCGCGUCCACCUGCGACAACAUUUAAACAAGAUUUGGCGGCAAUUUAUGAAAUGAAAACUUGUACAGACUGUGAUUUGGUCUUUCGUGGAUCUAUUUUUCCAGUGCAUCGAUCCAUACUCUCAUCACGAUGCUCGUAUUUCAGGGAUUUACUAGCGGGAUGUCCAGGCUUUGGUGCACGCAUUUGUCUUGAAUUGCCAACUUCGCCCAUCGAUGUUCAGAUGUUCUCAUCGCUAUUACGUUUCCUGUAUACGGGUGAUCUUUGUCCACAUGAUCCAACCAUUGACAUAAAUCUGUUGCGACAGUUGAGUGAUGACUUCGGUACACCGAAUCCUCUGGAACAUGAUCUUCGGUAUUUGCUCGAGACAGGCGAUUAUGCCGAUGCGGCUUUAGUGUUCACAGUGGAGGGCAACGAUUAUCAUCGACCCGAUUCUGGUAGCUCUGAGUAUGGCUUUAGACCUAAACUGGAACUGCCCUGCCAUAAGGCGAUCCUUAGUGCUCGUUCACCGUUCUUUCGGAAUCUAAUCGCACGUCGGACGCGAAAUAUUGAUGAGUACACCGAACGUGCAUUGCACGUUCCAACGAGGAUUGUGCUUGAUGAGACGGUGAUACCGAAGCGAUACGCGCGAGUGUUGUUACAUGCUAUCUACCUGGACACAGUCGAUUUGACGCUAAUCUUACGUGGUGCUGGUUCUGGUAAUUCGGCGGGAUCGCUGGGUGAAGUACAUGCGUUGACGAAUACGGGACGUGCGCGACCUACGCCACUGGAGGAGGCUAUGGAGCUGUACCAAAUUGGAAGGUUUCUCGAAUUGGAUAUUUUAGCACAAGGUUGCGAAGACUUGAUACUUGAAUGGCUAACAUUAGACACGCUGCCCACAGUGCUUAGGUGGGGCUCACAGCCUCAUGGUUCGGCUUGGGUUUAUCGGCAAGCAUGCCAAUAUCUGCGAGAAGAAUUUUCAGCCGUUAUUGCGUCACCGGUGCUGCAUCAGCUCGAUAAGUCGCAGUUAAUACAUGUGUUGCAGAGCAAUUUUUUGCAGGCGUCAGAAUUAGAGGUUCUGCAGGCUGUUCUUAAAUGGGGAGAGCAAGAACUGAUAAGACGCAUGGAGGAUCGUGAACCAAAUAUCGUGUCACAUACGGCACAUUCUGUGACAAGAAAAGGUGUGAAAAAACGAGACCUUAGUGAUGUCGAAUUGCGAGAAAUUCUUUCAGAACUGCUGCCAUUAGUUCGUAUGGAUCACGUUUUGCCACCCAAUAGUGAAGUACUUGCGCAAGCUAUUCGUCGAGGUCUUGUGAGUACGCCACCUUCGCACAUGAUUAGUGACGAUCGGGAAAAUUUGCGUGUUAACGCCUGGAUUCGGGGAGGAAAAAACCAGGGUCUCUUCGUGCGGCCGCGUCUUUUCAUGCCGUAUUUUGAAGAAGUGAAAGUAUUGCUUGAAGAUCGAAUGGCAUCAUCUCAUCAUCAGGCAGAGUUGAUGCGAAUGCGGCGAUCUCGACAUCUGCCCGACAUUCCCGACACAUUAUACAUGGUGUCUCGUAUAAGUGCAGCUAAAAAACCCAACGUACCUACAGCGGCUGCGGUGACAGGCAAAGAGAGUGUUAACAUAUUAGCUGCAGCAGCCGCCAUACCGCCCCCCGACACACAAACUUUGGCAGCGUUGCUCAAACGCGAACAUAAGUUACAUCAAUCACCGAUGUGUCAACGUGCACUGCUUUUGCCGCUUUCAUCGAAACAUGAAAUCGACCGACAGAUUCGCUUGCGAGUAGUCCGUGAGUUUAAUCUGCCCGAUGCAGUCUCAGAUUUGCUUGAAACGUCAUUGCUUAGCAAACAGAAUGCUGCAAAUGCAGCAGCUGCGUCAGCUGCAGGAACAACUGUUUCUGAAGACACCGGCAUAACAUCAACCACUCAAACUGAUCCGGCACUUAUCGAAGAUGAUGAUCAAACGCCGCCACCUUCUCCGGCGGCUGCAGGAUCCGUGCCUCGACUUACCGUAGCCGGUGGAUAUCUUUCGACGUCAGUGGGCUCAUCGGCUGCUUCUUCCACUUGUGGUGGUGAUGGUAUACAACCAUGUUACAGUCGUAAUUUAACAUUUCCAAGACAGCACCCGGGCGGCUUGCUGGGUCUGGGAAGUAGCGUUGGUAUGGGUAUGCUAACAAAUGUCGGUGUUGGUGGUAGCGGAGCUCUUCAAGCGAAUUAUGCACGACUCUCAGCCUCGGUACAUCAUCGAAACGAUUUGCCGGCGUUAAUAACGGAAGGAGAUUAUCGUUUUCCCCACGGUAGUGCGUUGGGCAUUAACAUUGGAGCUGAGGGCGGUGGUGGUGCGGUAGGAUGUGGGGAUGGUGGCAACGGUGGUCAUUUGUCGGACAUGAUGCCGGAUGUAGCAAUGGCAACAGCGUCAUUGGGUCAACUGCAUUUGGCGAAUAACUCCAAUAACAGCAAUAGUGGAGAUAUGCAUGAAAGUCUACAACUCGACUUGGGAGACGGAUCGAGUCACAUAAUGGGAGGUGGGGCACCUGGUGCUGUUGUACCGAUGGGAUUGCGGGGCAUGCAACACCAACUGCCACCCAGCAAUUAUCACCACUUCAUGCAACGCUCAAAUUCACCAUUCGACAUGCUAAGACAAGGUCAACAUUCACCAGCACCACAUCCACCACCUGGGACAUACAAUUCAGGGCCGCCCAGAUUCUUAUAGAGUUUGCGAGUGGCCCCCGAUCAGGGCCUUUAUUUUAGCAUGCCUUUUUGAGGAACACAAGAAAUUGAAUCCAAAAUUACGUAGCGGGCAUUAUUUUAUGUCACGUCAAAACUGUGCAUAUUGAGGCUUGCAUCCGAAAUAAGGAACGUUUACGCAUUUUCCGUUUCAACACGAAAUUAUGUGGGGUGCUAUUGAAGAUAAGCGUGUGUUCACCUGCUAUGUAAAACGUUAUGAUAAGUGGAAAAGUUUCCUUAUGCUCAGUUUCGGUGUGCUUGGUUGUUUGUUUUUUUUAUUUUUAUUUUUUUUAGAGAAAAAGCUGCGAAAAUGACCGGACCAAACCCCAACAUACAUAUGUACUUAUCGCGAUGUGGAAAGAUAUAGCGCUCCUCUAGUGUUCACUUCUUUAACUGUAUACCUAUGAGUCUGUCAUACUUUAUCUGCGAUUUUUGUUUUUCACAAUUUCACUAAAAAUUUUGUUAUCCCUUCUGCUUCUUCGUGUUUGUUUAUUUUUAGUACAACUAGAUACUAUCUCGUUGGACAACAAAGUAGCGUACAACAAAUUUUUGCAUUUCCAAAUAUUAUAUAAUUUUGUUUAUAUUUGCACUCACUUGAGCUAAGACCUUUGCCAAAAAUUUUGAAAUAUUAAAGGAUAGUUUAUUGUUAGCUGAAAAAAUAUAUUGUAACUAUCGCAAAAAACAAAACAGCUCGAUUCUCAAUUACACGCUCCAAUAGGUAAAAUCGUGCAUUUCUAGAAAAUCAUAUUUUUUUUCUGAGAGAAGAUGGUUUUCGGUUUCGGUCCAGUUAGGCAGACUUGAGUACUCCAAGAAAAGACCAAUCAUACAAUCCAAUAAGUUUGAAAAAUAUCAAAAGUUACUAGAAAGUUUGCUUCGUAUGUGGGAAACAGUUUAAAAAUAUAAAGACUUCUUAAAAGUGCUAGCCAAAUAAAUAAUUUCACGGUCUCAGUUAUCUCAUAUUUCACAGAAAUAAAUUCUUCAUGAAAUCUCAUACUAAGUGCGCUAUUGGGGUGUCCAAAUCAAAAUGUUACACCUCUAUACUUUAUGAACCGAGUUCCUUUACUUAUGCUGAACUAUGCUUUAUUUUCGCCUUUGCUUUAUAUUAGCCUGUACAAAUGUUCGAUUUGUAUUUCAUUCUUGAAAAGUGCACUAUAUCUUUGCCCAUGGCUGUAUAGGUUACAGCACUCGAAAUUCAAAAACAAAAACGCUAAAAUAAGGGACGCACAUAAAAUGGAGUGACGAUUAAAAACAACACAACACACUCGCACAUUAAAAAAUUAAUCUAAGUUUAGUCGACUUCAAACGGCGAACGUAGUAAGCAGCGAAAAGGUGCUUACUGCACCUUUUUAUAUUGUAAAGUACUGUAAAAUGCGCAAAUGUGAAAGAAAGAGUUCGUCUAAAGUAGCGAUCAAACCAAUAUUUAAAAUAAUUAAUGAGUAAUUAAUGAGAAUUAAAAAUUAAAUAUUAAAAAAAAAAGAAAAUA